This is a messenger RNA of Drosophila serrata, 1657 nucleotides long. RefSeq names its product protein phosphatase 1 regulatory subunit 36. Gene Ontology annotation, biological process: negative regulation of phosphatase activity. Gene Ontology annotation, molecular function: phosphatase binding. Lineage: Eukaryota; Metazoa; Arthropoda; Insecta; Diptera; Drosophilidae. The record is from RefSeq and is a predicted model, not a curated record.
CGAAUUCCUGUCAAACCGAAAGUCUACAAAAAGUUUUGCCCAAACAAAUAUACAUAUACGAGACCUGAAACUAGUGAAAACUUUUACAAUCCUUUAUACUGAAUAUUACACCUUUUACAACCCAUAUAUUCGAAUUUUCCAUACUAAUCGUCAUGCAGCGCAUUCAUAAGGAUAACUAUGUGCCCAAGUACAAAAGCGGCAAAUGGUCAUGGGAUUCAGAAAAGGAUUGCCUCAACUUUCAGCCGCACAACGAUCUAGAAAACGCCAGAGAGCGGUAUAUCACCACCAACGGGGUCAAGUUUUUGCGAACCAUCGACCAGGAGGAGGAACUCAUCUACCGGCAGGAAUUUAUGCGUCCUCCGUCCAGCUUUGCCGCCGACGUCGUGUCCAUAUCUGAUAUACGUGACUUGGUUCUCUACGUGAUGCCAGAUGAGUUUCUAUCGUACAAGUUCAUUGAUUUUUUGCACCAGCCCCAGGUGGAAGAACUGAUCCACUCACUUAUUAUAUACUUUGAGUACUACUUGCGCAUGGUUGAGUUCGUGAUGAUUCGUCGCGAUGAAAUCUCGGGCCAGAUGGCCCAGAUGCAGAGUGAGCAAACCAAUGACAUGAAGUGCACCUUGUCCGUCUAUUUGUCCCAGUAUCGCAUGCUGGUGGCCCGCAACUACUGUGAGAUCUUACAAGACCAAGACAACAUGGCCAAGUUCUACCAUCUGAACAUGAUCGUCAAACUCUCGGACACUACCGGCGAUAAGCACUUUCACGAGAAAUUUCUUGCCGUUCUCGUCCAAAUAAUCUGGAUCUGCAUGUAUCGCCGGGCGUACUUUGUCAUCGAAAUGGAGAUGAAUCGGCUGUUUCGCUCCGAGCAUUUCUUGCCUGCCCACGACAAGUAUCCUGUCUUUUCGGCAACGGAGCGUAGUUUUCUAUACGGUAGGAAUAACAAGAACGUCAACUAUCGUUCUCAGGAAUCGCCUUUGGUUCAGGAGUUAAAGCUCGUUCCUGCAGAGGAUCUGCCCAUACUGUGGAUUGGGAAGCGAAAGUACCGAGGCAACGACAUUCGCAUUGCUGAGAUGGAACUGGAAUAUAUUGUGCCCGGAACACAGCUCUGUUUGAUCGAUAUCGCCCAUGGCAUUCUGGGACAUCCGAAGUACCUGUACAACACUCUUCUGCAGCUGGAUUGGCCUUCUGUGCGCUACUCAAACUUUUCAGAGGAGUUCGAUCCGUACCACAUCAUCAGACAACCUAAUCUACAGAUUCCCAAACUAGAUGAGCUCAAGAUGCGCAAGAUGAGUGAGAAGUAUGAUCAGUUCUAUGAUCUUCUACAUGUUUUCGAUCCUUGCAGUCAUUUUCAUAUAUGCAAGUGGUUGAGGCGCAAAGCAACCAUUAAGUUAUACCGAUCCGGACGUUUGCUCACCAACGUAGUCUCGCGCUGCGAGAAGGAAUUGGCUAGUAAAUCCACUGGGCCAAGAUUCGAUCAGAUUGUGUCCAAUUACAUCGCAGAUAUGUCUAAAAAACGCAAAGAUGAUGGAAAAGUUGACGCAGAUACAAUUAGUUAUGCGGGCAGUGCUUAUUCUCGAAAAAGUGGUAUUUAUCAUCGCUAAAAUUUUGUUACUGCAAUUUUAUCACAUCUGCAUAAUUAUGUAUCUCUAUAUAAAUAUAU